AUGAUGUCUUUCAAAGUUCUCUCUCUGCUCCUCGCUUCUCUGGGCUUUGUUUUGAUGGAAGAAAACGUCUCAGGCAUAAGUAUAAGGACUCCCAGUGCCAGACCAGUGCAAAGACGCUACUCUGAGGCCACCCUGGCAAGCGAUUACAGCCGCACGAUGGAUAACAUGCUGAAGAAGAACUUUGUGGAAUGGUUGCUAGCCAGACGGGAGAAGAAAAGCGACAACAUCAUUGAGCCAUACAAGAGGGAAGCUGAGCCCCAAGUAUCGGCUGCGAAUGGCCAAAGAUUGGACCUGGGCACCCAGGAAGCCAAAGACUUCUUCACCUGGCUUCUAAAAGCCACGAAAAAGCAGAGUUUUACUUCUCUGGAAAGUUCAGAAGGUUUGAAGGAUGUUUUGAACCCGGAGUUUCUGACAUGGCUGAUGUCGACUGAUCUCUGCAGACCAACGACUAUGUAACUCCACGACCCUCCCAAGGUGCUCUCUCUUCAUCCUACCAAGACACGUGAGAAGGAGGAAGACGUCUUAUUUUCUCUCUGUUCUGUGCAUAUUGUCUAUUUUGCUAACGCAAGCAAUAAACAGUUUACUCUGAAGCUGAAAUAAGAUUCAGAUAAUACCCGAUUUGGGGAUGGGCUAUAAAACACUACUAAAUUGCUAAAAAAUAAGUGUCCUUCCAAACAAGGCUCAUAAGGGUCACAACACACCUUGCGAGUGUCAGUGAAUCCACCUACAGCUGACUGAACCAUACCACGGAACGAUCCCCAUUAGCAGGUUUUUGGGGGGGU
Molecule: messenger RNA, 782 nt
Organism: Harpia harpyja (harpy eagle)
Lineage: Eukaryota; Metazoa; Chordata; Aves; Accipitriformes; Accipitridae
Gene: GIP
Product: gastric inhibitory polypeptide
Exons: 5
Coding region: 1-456 (151 amino acids)
Biological process (GO): regulation of fatty acid biosynthetic process; response to glucose; regulation of insulin secretion
Cellular component (GO): extracellular region
Molecular function (GO): hormone activity; glucagon receptor binding
Source: RefSeq, a predicted model, not a curated record